CUCAGCUCGUCGUGUUUGUCUGAAGCUGUUUGACUCCUGAACUCAUCACUGAACAACACCUGACGGCUUUAUACUCACAAAGACGAGUCGUACCUCCUCACAUCCUCCUGGAAAGCUUCAUUCCUAACCUUCAUUUCACCUACGGAUGCCUGCUGGUCCGGCCUGAGGAUGGAGAAGUACGAGAAGAUGGGGAAGAUUGGAGAGGGCUCGUACGGCGUCGUCUUCAAGUGCAGGAACAAAGACACGGGGCAGAUCGUCGCCAUCAAGAAGUUUGUGGAGUCUGAGGACGACCCGAUCAUCAGGAAGAUCGCUCUGAGGGAGAUCAGGAUGCUCAAGCAACUCAAACACGCCAACCUGGUGAAUCUGAUCGAGGUGUUUCGGCGUAAACGGAAGCUCCACCUGGUGUUCGAGUACUGCGACCACACCGUCCUCAACGAGCUGGACCGCCAUCCCAGAGGGGUCCCGGAGCAGCUGGUGAAGAGUAUAACCUGGCAGACUCUUCAGGCCGUAAACUUCUGUCACAAACAAAAUUGCAUCCACCGAGACGUCAAGCCAGAAAACAUCCUCAUCACUAAACACCAAGUCAUCAAACUCUGUGACUUUGGCUUUGCCAGGAUCCUCACUGGUCCCUGUGACUACUACACAGACUACGUGGCCACUCGUUGGUACCGGGCCCCUGAGCUGCUGGUGGGAGACACUCAGUACGGCCCCCCGGUGGACGUCUGGGCCAUCGGUUGUGUGUUUGCUGAGCUGCUGUCGGGGAUUCCUCUGUGGCCCGGGAAGUCUGACAUGGACCAGCUGUACCUGAUCAGAAAGACUCUGGGAGACCUGAUCCCUCGCCACCAGCAGGUUUUCAGCAACAACCAGUUCUUCUGCGGCGUUUCCAUCCCAGAGCCACAAGAGAAGGAGCCUUUGGAGCAGAAAUAUCCAAAUCUGUCUCAUCAAGCUCUGAGUAUCAUGAAGGGUUGUCUGAGGAUGGACCCGUCCGAGCGGCUCACCUGUGAGCAGCUGCUCCAGCAGCCGUACUUCGACUCCCUGAGAGAGAAGAGCGAGAGCUCGUCCAGGGAGCAGGAGCGCAUGAGCAACAAGAGGACACGAUUCCCUCGGAAACACCUUCCUGCAGGGUAUCUCCCCCAGCUGACCGGCAGCAGCAUCUUCCCAGCUGUGGACAAUAAACGAUACUACAACAACCUGCGCAAGUUCAACUAUCACCUCCCCAACAUCUAAACUCAUAAUCAGCUGAUUUCAACUCUGUCAACGAGGGACAUUUUCUGAAACACCUCAGGAAAUGGAGCAGAGGAUGCCGGGUAGCACCUUUGAGUUUUUCAACCACUCUGACGUUUUUAUUUGAUGCUCUAUGCACUAUUCCCCGACACGUCCACGCAGACGCGUUGGUUUAUGUACAAUGUCUUUGUUUAUGUACGAUGUCUUCGUUUAAAGCUGAUUUUUUGAAGAUUUCAAAGACAAAGAGCAACGCUGCUCUGCUUGUAGACACUGAGAAGGUAAAACUGUGAC
Messenger RNA from Cheilinus undulatus (humphead wrasse), 1515 nucleotides. It is a transcript of the gene cdkl1, whose product is annotated as cyclin-dependent kinase-like 1 (CDC2-related kinase). Bases 169 to 1227 code for a protein of 352 amino acids. Gene Ontology annotation, molecular function: cyclin-dependent protein serine/threonine kinase activity; ATP binding. Gene Ontology annotation, cellular component: nucleus. Gene Ontology annotation, biological process: protein phosphorylation. The record is from RefSeq and is a predicted model, not a curated record. The transcript has 10 exons. Lineage: Eukaryota; Metazoa; Chordata; Actinopteri; Labriformes; Labridae.